This is a messenger RNA of Lolium perenne, 1314 nucleotides long. The record is from RefSeq and is a predicted model, not a curated record. NCBI's taxonomy places the organism in Eukaryota, Viridiplantae, Streptophyta, Magnoliopsida, Poales, Poaceae.
AUGGCGUCCUCGCCGGAUCCGCAGGCUUUGUUGGGGUGGCAGGGUCGGGGGCUCUGGCCGGGAGAGAUCCUUGGCCGGCGGGGCGGCCACGGCGUCAGCGACGUCUCGGACGCCGUCAUCCUUCUUGCAGGCGAUGCUGAGAGCGGCCUCGGCCUCGCCCUCGCCGCCGCCGCCGCCGUCGUCCCGACGAGAGAGAUGUCUCGCAAGCGGAAGAACGUAGCAGCGGAAGAUGCAGGCGACCAGCCGGUGUACCUUGUGGUGGAGCACAAGGUCAAGGAGCCCUCCCACUCCAUCGUCAUCACCGGCACAACGACGCCGCAGGUGAUGAUCCCCCUGCGCCACGCCAAGCGCGGCAUGUCCUUCGCGGUGGUGGACUCCCGGUGGAUCGUCGGCGUCGGCGGACACUACCGCUGCCACUUCACCAUCUACGACCUAACGACCUCCACGGAGUCAGGGGGCCCUUGGCUCUACACGAACAAGGUGAACCCCGUCCUGAUUCCGCACCGCGACAUGCUCGAUCUACAUCCUCUCCAGCCGCCCCAAGAUCGACGACGGUGCCGAUUUCCUGCCCUGGUUCGAGGUGAUCGUCUUCAGGGACGGCCGAGCUGUUUCCCCUCCCGCAAGCUCCCGCCGCCCCCCAUCUUCCCCUACUGCAUCAACCCGCUCGAGUACCUCCACCCGCCGGACGUGCGCUACACCGCCCACGCCGUCGUCGGCUCCCACAUCCUGCUCUCCGUCUCCUACACCGCCGCCUCCUACUCCUUGCGGUUGCGGAAGCAACUACAGAUGCUGCAGAUCCCUCCGGAGCCGGAGGAGAAAGGGACAUGCGCCUUCGACGUGGACACGAGGGAGUGGGAGAUGGUCGACAGCAAGAACCUGCCUUUCGUCGGCGAGGCACGUCCCCUUGGAGUUGGCGGCCACCUCUUCGCCGCCGCCCGCUCCAGCGAUGGGGCCACCGCCGUGUACCACAUCGAGAUCCUGACCUGCGACUCGACGAAGAAGACCCAUCUGAGCAUCCUCGAGCUGCCCAUGGAGGGCCGUCGCAUCAUUCAAGGACAACUAUUCUCCUUUUCCGGUGCAGGAAGGUUAUGCACGUUCGACGUUCGGUUCAAGGAUCCCGUGAACGGUGGCGCGCUGAGAAAGGCGUUCGUUGUUCACAGUACCUACGAUGUGAAGGUGGUGGACGCCAACGGCGAGACAAUCGACGCACUGGCUAGUCUAGUGGUUAAGCGAAGGCGGAGGAGUUACAAGCUCGUCGGCCGGUCUCAUCUGCUGGCGUACCCAGCCCCGGUGGUUUCUGCAUUGACCUUGUAG